AUACAUGUUAUUUGAAGGCAACUGUUAGAAUUUCGAAAACAACAUCCAUUUGGAAUUACUUCUGUUCGGAUUGUCUUCAAGAAUGUUCAACUGUUAGUUUUACUGUUACACCAUCUUCAGUAGCAGCACCAUCUUUGCCUUAUGCAUAUAUAACUAAAACAUUUGUUGAAUCACUUUCUAUACCAUUACCGUCAAACUGGUCAACUAAUUGGCUAUAUGAAGUUCAAAAUAAUUUUGUUUCACUUGAAGUUGUAUGUGAAUCAACUCAAGUAGAAAACUAUACACAACAAGCAUCACUUAGUCUAGUUGAUGUUCUUUCAAAUGUUGGUGGUCAAACAGGAUUAUGGAUUGGAAUUAGUUUCUUAUCAGUUAUGGAAUUUAUAGAAAUGCUUUAUCGUAUUCUUCGAUAUGAAUUUCACAUUAUUCGAAGAGCUAUAAUAAAUAAAUUAUACAUGAACAACACAUAA
Messenger RNA from Rotaria sp. Silwood1, 467 nucleotides. Lineage: Eukaryota; Metazoa; Rotifera; Eurotatoria; Philodinida; Philodinidae. The record is from the annotation of a GenBank genome assembly.